Messenger RNA from Talaromyces amestolkiae, 963 nucleotides. RefSeq lists its product as uncharacterized. The record is from RefSeq and is a predicted model, not a curated record. NCBI's taxonomy places the organism in Eukaryota, Fungi, Ascomycota, Eurotiomycetes, Eurotiales, Trichocomaceae. The transcript is spliced from 2 exons. The coding region runs from base 1 to 963 and encodes 320 amino acids.
AUGGCAGGCCUCGAUUCAAACAAGACUGCAGAGACUGGGUCUCGGGUCUUGACUUCCGCAUCAUUCUCAGAGCUGUCCAAGGAUAUUCUGAACGCCACUUUCUACAACAUUAUACACGACAUCGUGGCAAAAGUACACCGAGAUGAGAAACUCGCGAGGAUGAGAUCUGCCGUCGUGCUAGCAAGACAAAAAGCUGAAGCCGAAGCCGAGGCGGGAGGUGUUCCGGAGAAGAAGGUACAAGUAGAAACAGAAGGUGCUAUCUGUGAAAAUGGCAAGGUAUACCUCAAGGGCAAUCCGCUUGUUACAACCAAAGAGAUUGUUUGUCCGUUUUGCCGGCUACCGCGUCUAUUAUAUCCAACCAUGGGAGUCGGUGCUCGUCCACCUCCAGACCCGUCAAAAGAAUAUUGCACAAAACAUCCUUUAGUCAGCAGACCUGGAUACGACGUUCAUGGUAAUCCUUUUGCUACCGACAAAACGAAAAAGAAGAAGAAAAAUACCAAUACCAACACUCCGAUAUCUAGCCCACCGUCAACUCCGGAUGCAAACGGCUCAUCCAAACAGAACGCACCCGAUUACCCAACGAUUAAAUGUCCCAAUUGUCCACGCUACUGUCAAACAAACAGAGUAUCAGCACAUCUUGAUCGUUGUAUGGGCAUAUCAGGUCGUGCAGCCGCCAGAAAUCGUGAAGGAGGUUCGGCCACACCCACAACUUCAGGACCACCCAAGCGCCCGUUUCCAGACGAUGAUGCUGCGCCUAUGAAUUUCAAAAAGAAGAAACCCAAUACCCCAAAAAAGCUGGGGACUAGUAAACCGGCACCUCCAAGCAAAUUGAAGAAAGCAGCCACGCCAGACACAAUGCUGGCGGAAGAAGCUGCGGAGGCGGCUGAGGCAGCAGAAGCCGCUGAAUCCGCAGAAUCAUUUCAUGACCCUUCAGUUGAUGGCGAGGAAAAACUCGAGUCUUGA